Symbiodinium natans is the source of this 3969-nucleotide messenger RNA. Lineage: Eukaryota; Dinophyceae; Suessiales; Symbiodiniaceae. The record is from the annotation of a GenBank genome assembly.
AUGCAUCAGGCCGGCCUGCCUGAGCACCUUCAGAGAAAGAGAAAGGCCACCGAGAAAAGGUUCGAGCUCUCGGCCAACAAGAAGAGACUCAUAGCUGAGGACAUGGUGUCUCAGAGGUCUCAGUUUGCUGCAGAGAAGGAUUUCUGGCCUGCCAUGGAAAAGAAACACGGGCUCAGCAAGCAGACUCUCAGCAACAUACUGAGCAAGCGAGAACAGUACCAGAAACUCGCUCAGCAGCCUCUGCAGAGGAGAUCCACUAAGAACAGGCAGAGGGUGAGGGCUGGAGGGGCAGGUCGAAAGGUGCCAUACGCUGAGACCUUAGCAAGUUUGUCUCAGUGGCUGGCCUUAGAGAGAAGCUUUGGCCACACUAUCAGCAAAGCAGACAUCAUGGCUGAGUUUUCUACUCAGCUCAGAAUGGCAGCCACAAAAGACAGGAAGCUGGCUGAGGACCCAAAGCUCUCAACUUUGCAAGGUGCCAAGUAUCUCCAGGAUGCUACUGAGAAGGAGGAGAGACUCAGGAAGCUGAGUGGGAGCAAGUCCUACAGCAAAAGCUUCACUGCGAGAGUGCUGAAGUGGAUCAAUGCUAAGUACACCACGACUGAGGUCGUGAGCAACAUCUCAGCUCUUGAGAGUGAGACAAGGUGCAAGCUCACGUGGCAAGAGAUAGACCACUGCCUGUGGUUGGCAAGCCUCAGCACCUUGCCUGAGCUCUCGGCUGCUAAGGUGGUGGUAAGGCCUGAGGAGUUCAUCGCUCAGAGGCCUAAGCUGGUUUUGGGCUUCUCAGACCAGGUGCCUCUGUGGGCCAAGACCGCUGGCAAAAAGGCAGUCUUUUCAGCCUCUGAGAUGCACUUGCCUGAGCACAGAUCUGAUUUCUCAGAAGUCAGACAAGCAAUUGCUGAGGUCAUGCACGACCCCGCCCAAGCAGACAUGCUUGUAGCACCUUUUAGCACUCCUCGCACGCCUCAGAGCACACUGUCCGCAGGCAGCCAGACACCUCAGCUUGCCAAAGCAGCCAGCACUGAGUCCCUUGCAACACCAAAGAAGAAGCUCAGCUUUGACCAAGCACAGACCCCUGAGAACUCUCAGGCAGACACGGCAGCAGCAGCAGCAGAGCUUCAGACAAGCAAGGACGCAGCAGCUGAGGCACAGCCAGAGGCAAACCAAGCACAGACCCCUGAGAACUCUCAGGCAGACAAGGCACGAGCUGCCCUGCCUCAGGCCGGCAGCUUGACAACACAAGGCUUCUCAGCUGCGGACAGGUACCGCAUCACCUAUGAGGCCAGACAAGUCCUUUUCGAGGUCUGUGCUGAGAGCACCACUGAGAUCAAAGGCCACGUGGCUAAGGGCCUCUUAGUGGUUCCUGGUCAGUGGGCCAGGCUCAGCAACAUCAGUGCUGAUGGCAAGUGGAUCCAGACUGAGACCUUCCAAGUCGGCAGUAAGACCGUCACUCACUCAGCUGGAGCCUCAGCUGGACGAGCUCUUGAGUCCUACAGAAAGCUAAGGGCUAGCCACCCUGAGCUUGUGGCUGAGGUUGACAUUAUGUCUCAGCCUGCAGCCAACGUAGACUCAGUCAUUUUGAGCUGGGUACUGCAGGCUCAAGCUGAGGAGUUCCCCUGCUCAGUCUGGCAGAGAGACUGCUUCAGCUCUGUUUUCUCAGCCUCUGCGACUGAGUCCAUGGCAGCUGCUCAGCAGAUCAGUUGCUUGGUGGCUGCUAAGUGCACCAGCAAGCUUCAGAUCACUGACUCCGACUUCGCUAAGCAGUUUAAGUCCUUUGUCAGAAAGAAGCUGGUUGAGCUCAGGACUGAGUUUCAGGCCUCCAGACGGGACUUGACUGAGGUGUGGCGAGUCGGAGCAAAGGAGCUGGUCACUGCCGUGGUGUGGGCUCAGCAGAAAAUGAGGGACAAAAACCUCUAUGAUGAAUGGGUCCUCAGGGCUGCAGUAAGAAACGGCCUCCUGGUGUGGAGGCCCAACCUUCAGACAGGCCAACUUGAGGAGCUGACUUCUCAGCCUUGGGCUAAGGAGUUAGGACUUGAGAUGGGCAGUCGAAGGUUCCCAGUCGCCUGGCUCAGCGACAGGCUCAAGUGGCUCAGUGAGGGCAAGCCUAAGGUCCCUGACUGGGAUCUGAGCCACACGGCAGCCAACAUUUCAGAGCUGCAGAGGUGGGACUACUACAACCCUGAGGAGGAUGCUGAGAAUGAGGUGGAUGAGCAACCUGACUUAGACUGUGACUUCGCAGCUGAGCUGGAGUUGCCUUUGCAGAACAGCCUCAACUUGAGAAUCCAUCCACGACUCAGGAGAGCAGCCUUGAGGAGAGCUGUUGCAGAGCAGGAGAAUGCAAAGACUCUAGGUCGCAAGCUUGACAGAAGGCCUGAGAGAAAGGAGAGGGCAUCUGACAGGAAGGAGUUGAGAGGCAAGCUGGUGCAGGCACUGAGAAGCAAGCUUCAGGGCCACAGCAGAGCCGAGCUCUUGCAGUCCAUAGUGCCACACGUGAAGCCUAAGGGUGUGAAGCUCAGCUCUGUCAGCAAGCCUUCAGCAAAGAACAAGCCUUCAGCAAAGAAGAAGGCUUCCCUCAAGCUCAAGCCUUCAGCAAAGAAGAAGGCUGCUAAGAAGCACCUGGCGAAGCAACUUGCAGACAAGGAGAUGCCUACGAAGAGGGUUAAGGGCAAGCAAGCACCUCAGGGCAAGUUUGAGGACCACCCUCCACUCCCUCCGCCAAGUCAGCCUCCAGCUGACGGCAAAGCCACUGACUACAGCAAGGGCAGGUACUCAGUCCUGACGACCUCAGGUGUUCACAGCAUUGCAGAGGAGCACUUGGCUCUGCUAAGCAGCAGACCCAACACGAAGCCAUUCAGCUGGCCAACCUUCAGGUCUCUCGGCAGAGGCGACUCCCAGGGCAUGCUGAAGGCCUUGUUCUGCUGGCCUGAGCUCUACAGCACUGACACCGAGACAGACGAGAUCAACUGCCAUGUCUUGCUGGUGGAUGAGUUCAAAAACCGUAAGCUGCUCGAGGACCAGUCCCUGUGGCUUGGCUGGCAACUGCUCAGAUGGGGCUUGAGCAAAGCCGGGCUUUCCUUGCCUGAGGACUUCAGGUGCACCUGUGUGGACCCAGGCUUGCCCUACCUCCUGACUCAGCAGGGUGAGGACGGGCCACAAACUGAGUCCAGGAAAGCCUUCCUCAAGCGAACAGCUGAGCACUUUGAGCUCAUCUUCGUGCCAAUCUUUGCCUCCAACCACUGGACUUUGCUGGUUGCCCAGAAGGACCGCAGUGAGCAGACUCAGGGCUUCAAAUGGAGGAUGUAUGACUCCAUGGCUAAGCCCUCGGAAGCUACUGUGCGGACUCAGGUCAUGAUGGGAACCUUGUUAGACCCCGAGUUUCAGAUGCCUGAGAAAGCCAACACUGAGCUUCAGGAGACAGGCUCCCUGACAUGUGGCUUCUUUGUGCUCACCUGGAUUGAGCAGGAACUCAGGGUUUUCAGAGGUGAGUGGCUCACCACCUGGGUACACUUCACAGUGAAGUGCUGGAGAGAGAGGCUUGGCAAGGCUCUCAGCUUGCUCAAGAAAGAGCUUGGCCUCAGAGAAGCUGAGCUUGCGAGCAUGACUGCCAAGCUUGAGAAGCAGACCUUAGAGGCUGUGGCCAGGGUGUCCAAGGCUGAGAAGAGCCUUGAGAACACGAAGAACAAGACCUCAGCCUUGGCUUUAGCAGCUAAGGCUGCUGUCCAGAAGUACCAAGACAGGUUCACUUGGCAGUCCCUCUCUAAGGAGACAAAGGCUAAGGAGACCUGCAAAAGCUUCUCCUUGAGAACAGCACCUGAGCCUGACUGUCAGGCCAAGACAGGAGGCUUGCAGCACCUGAGCCUGACUUUCAGGCGACCUGCAGUACCUGAGCUUGACUUUCAGGCCGAGACAGGACACUUCCAGCACCCGAGCCUGAGUUUCAGGCUGAACAGAGCAGGUUUUAUAGAUGGUUAG